GUAUUAUUAUUAUUAAUGUGUUUCGUUGUACACAAUGUUUUAUAUUUAUUUAGCUCAGGAGGUAAACUCUCAAAAAGAAAAGAUGACGUAUUUGUACACUCAUACCAGGAGAGAGGAUUCUUGCCCGAAGCACUUCUUAAUUUUGUUGCUCUCCUUGGUUGGUCUCCUAAAAGCAGUAUACAGGAGGUAUUCAGUAUUGAUGAGCUGGUGAAGUCAUUCUCAAUAGAACACAUUAACAAAGGAUCAGUUUUAGUUGAUGAAGCAAAGCUCCUAUGGUUCAAUGGCCAGCAUUACAAGCUACAGUGUAAAGACACUAACAAACUCAAUGGAUUCAUUGAGAGACUGAGGGCAGCACUCCUGGCCAGACAUGACUUAAAUUUAUCUGCUGAUGAUUAUUUGUUGUCCUCUGACUACCUAAAGCAAGUUCUGCUAACAGUUGAUGAAAGGUCUAGUCUUGUCUGUAAUAUUCCUGAUCUUGCUCCAUAUUUCUGGACUGAUCCAGACUACAGUGAAUCCAAACCACGAUCAAUACCUAACAGAGACUUGAUACAGGAUUUUGCUACGUUUUUAGAAGAAGAUUGUGAGGCAUUUAAUGAAAGCAGACUAAAACACUCAAUAAAGACUUUUAGCUUAAACAAAUCAGUGAAAGAAGGGAAGACAUUGUCAAUGAUUAGAUAUGUACUCUGUGGAGGAAUGGCUGGACCCACUGUUGUUGAUACUGCCAUUGUCCUCGGAAGAGAGAGAGUACUAAAACGUUUUCAACAUGCACUGAAAUCACUGUCUACAUAAUUUUUAACUUUAAUAUUGCCAUUCAUAAGUUUAAUCAUGUUCAUAGUUUUAAAAUUA
Molecule: messenger RNA, 846 nt
Organism: Amphimedon queenslandica
Lineage: Eukaryota; Metazoa; Porifera; Demospongiae; Haplosclerida; Niphatidae
Product: glutamate--tRNA ligase-like
Exons: 7
Coding region: 16-789 (257 amino acids)
Biological process (GO): glutamyl-tRNA aminoacylation
Cellular component (GO): mitochondrion
Molecular function (GO): tRNA binding; ATP binding; glutamate-tRNA ligase activity
Source: RefSeq, a predicted model, not a curated record